Molecule: messenger RNA, 2518 nt
Organism: Amphibalanus amphitrite
Lineage: Eukaryota; Metazoa; Arthropoda; Thecostraca; Balanomorpha; Balanidae
Product: protein transport protein Sec31A-like
Exons: 11
Coding region: 172-1692 (506 amino acids)
Biological process (GO): endoplasmic reticulum organization; COPII-coated vesicle cargo loading; intracellular protein transport
Cellular component (GO): endoplasmic reticulum exit site; COPII vesicle coat
Molecular function (GO): structural molecule activity
Source: RefSeq, a predicted model, not a curated record
GUAUUGUUUCCAGAGCUCAUAAUAUCCGAAGAAUUGCAAGCUUCAGAAGUAGGAAGUGCUUUACUGGUGAUCGACGGCAAAUGCCCGACCCACAGAAAACGAUCCGUACAAUAUCUGGAUUCUAGAGCAUAUAUUUGAUAAAACUAACCUCCCAUUUCCCCACAGGAUCUGAUGGAGCAAGCCAUGACCCUGUUCCGUGCCAACCAAGUGGCCGGCACGGCGACCGCGCUGACCUCUGGCGGCAUGCAGGACAAACUACUGCGCUAUGCUCAGUUGCUGACGUCACAGGGCAGCCUCGAAACGGCGCUCGGAUAUCUGGGAGACUGUACGGAUCCGGCCGCCGUGUCUCUCUGUGAGCGGGUUCAGCACUGUCUGACCCCUGCCCCGGCCGUGGGGGCGGGACAGUAUCAGAGACAGACUGCCUCGGCUGCGAGGUUCCCUGCGGCCCCCGCGGCGGCACCGGCGGCCAACCGGGGCUACCAGAUGCACUCUGGCCAGCCGUCCCCAGGCGUUCCAUCAGCCCGCGACAGUCGAAUGUCCUCCUACUCCCAGCAACCGGCCCAGCCGCACCAUACACAGACUGGAGCGUUCCAGCAGCCUGGGACGUUCCAGCAGCCGGCUGGGGCGUUCCAGCCACCAGUGGCUCCAGUGGCUCCUUUAGUGCCUACCCCAGCUGCUCAGCCGUCAGCGCCUCCGUCUGGUGGCUCCGGCUCCGGCUAUCGUCUGGGAGGUCGGCGUCAGUACGCAGCGGACCCCAGCCUGGCCGGAGCGGCUGGGGGGUACGGGAUGAGUUCACAGGGAUAUGGAAGCAUGGCGCCGGUCAGUUCGGCGCCCUACGGACAGAUGGCAGCACCGACUGCGGCCGCCACCGUAUUUACACCCAGCUUCAGUGAGCCGCAGCCGUACCCCGCUCAGAGUCAGCCGGCCGUUCAGCCCUUCGUACCAACUCUGGCGGCACCGGCAGGCACUGACUACGGCGCCGGUGCUGGAGCCGCGCCUCCCCCCGCCGCGCCGGCGGGGGCUGGUCCGAUCAUCACUGCUGUUAGCAGCGGGCCCGGCUGGAACGACCCGCCGCCGCUGAGGAGGUCGUCGAAAAAGACUACCACGUCUACCACAUCAGUCCUACAGACUGUGACCCAGCCUAUCUACAACCCUGCCGAGAUGGCUGCGGCAGCCGCAGCCCAGCCGCCGCCCGGACAGCACUAUCCGAUGGCGGGCAUGUACCAGCCGGCUCCGUCUGGACAGUACUCCCCGUACCAGCCGAUAGCAGCAGCUCAGCAGCAGCAGCCACCAGCUGCCGCAGCUCCCACCCCGCCGCCGCCAGCACCGCAGGAACCACCGCCGCCUAAAGGUCCGGUACCACCAGAACACGCCCCUCUCCAGGACACCCUGGAGCGUCUCCGAGAAACCUGCGCUGCCGCCGCCACCACGGCCCAGGCCCGGCGCCGCCUGGAAGAGGUCUCUCGCCGGCUAGAGGUCCUCUACGACAUGCUUCGUGCUUCUAGCCUCUCCCCAGGAACUAUUCAAGGGCUCCAUCAGCUGAUUGGCUGGCUGCAGUGUUCUGAUUGGGCGUCAGCGCAGCAGCAGCUGAAUGCGCUGGUGGCAGCUUCCAAUAUGGCGGAGAUCGCUGGCUUUAUGCCGGGGAUAAAGAGUCUACUGCAGAUCGCAGCACAGAUGCAGGUGCGGAUCUAGCCAUAUUACAGCGCUCGAUAUUCAUCGAGUGGCCAAUGAGGUGACAGAAACAUGACGUGGGAGGAGCCGGCUGUCGCGGGGCGUCCUCUGAUUGGUUGGCUGCCGGCGGUGGGGGGAGCCUGUGCCGACCGGCCGCCGGCCGCCGACUUCGGCUUUGAGCCAAUACUGCGGUGUGAGCGGCUAUGGCUUUGGGUCUGCGCUCGCUCCGCCCUGGCGGAAAACCGAUAAACUAAAGCACGCGAUUCUGUACUGCUUCGCCGGAUAUUUCCGCUAGCAAGAAGCACCACAUUCGCUAGUGCUCGUGAAAUGGGGAAUCUACUGAGGAAGUGCCUCCAGAGGAAGUUGUGACGUCACUAUGACGUCAAUCGAGGCUACGGCGCUACCGCAUAAUGCUAGCGACAGCUGGAAGCUGAUUGGUGGAUGUGCGAUGACGUCAUAGAUUCCUGGGAUGAUACCGCUGCGAUCUGGUGGAGGAAUGGUGUUCCAAGAUCAUUGUGAUCGUUAAAAAUGACGGCAAGGUGUGGUAGAAUAUAUGAACGUUUACUAAAAGAUAGUGGUAUAUUUUCUCAAAGUAUUUAUCGUUAGAAACAUCGGGCUCUGUAAUGAUAAAGACCGAUAUCCGCGCGCGGCCAUGCCCAUUAACGAGUUGCUGUUUUGUGACUUGGAGAAAAUGGUCAAACGUUUGGCUGAUGCUGCUACAUUUAUCGUAAAAUAAGUAGUGUGUGGUUGAACGUGGAAAUAUGCUGGAGGGAUGACGUUCGACCGCUGCCACCUUUUGAGUUUUGUGUAGUGUUUGGGGGGUGACAAUAUAUUUAGCUUCCGCGUG